This is a messenger RNA of Puntigrus tetrazona (Sumatra barb), 3615 nucleotides long. RefSeq names its product protein transport protein Sec24C. The coding region runs from base 351 to 2993 and encodes 880 amino acids. The transcript is spliced from 22 exons. Gene Ontology annotation, biological process: endoplasmic reticulum to Golgi vesicle-mediated transport; intracellular protein transport; COPII-coated vesicle cargo loading. Lineage: Eukaryota; Metazoa; Chordata; Actinopteri; Cypriniformes; Cyprinidae. Gene Ontology annotation, molecular function: zinc ion binding; SNARE binding. The record is from RefSeq and is a predicted model, not a curated record. Gene Ontology annotation, cellular component: endoplasmic reticulum exit site; COPII vesicle coat.
UAUAGCAACUGCAAUUUGGGAGAGACGUAUUCAAUGCGCGCACAGGACUUUAAAAACGGUGUGCUUUUAGUACGGAAGACAGGGCCUUUGAAAAUAUCGAGAUGUCGUGUUUAUGAUGUUUCGAUGCGGUUUGAGGUUUCUACUUUCUGAUCAGUGACGGAGCGGAAGACUGACAUAUUACAAAUAGCGACUGAAUUCUCCUAACAUGAAGCGUCGAAUGGUAAAAAUGAUUUUUUUUUUCAGUUCGUGGAAUUAAAUACAUUUAAACGGAUCAAACGGAGCGCAUUUAUACCGGUGUGACGUGAUGGACGAUCAUCUGAUCACUGUUUGACAAUUGAAUUGGUCACAGAAUGGAGGUUCCUGCAGUAAACCAGAGUUAUACACAUCCACCACCGCAGCCAUGGGCCGGACAGAAUCCCUGGAGCCCAACCGUGCUUCCACCCAGCUGUCCGCCUCCUUCAUAUCACUAUCCAAACCUGAGCCCAGAUCAGCAGAGUGUGACCCCGAUGAGCCACACGACAGGAACCGCAGCAGGCCAUCGGCCUCAGUCACUGUACUGGGACCCUUUACAGCAAAACUACCAGGGGGUCUUAAAGCCUGUUCCUGAGAUCACAAAUAUGACGACUCAAGGAAUGCCACAGAGAAGCUGCUCAUUACCAACGAGUCCAGUGUCAAAUUCUAAGACAGAGUCUCGGUACGGUCUGGAUCCUCAGCUUCUACCCAGCGUGGUCCAAGUGAUAAAAGAGGACAGGAUCCAGUGGGAAGGGAAAGUAUUUGUUUCAGAAUCCAAAUCUUCAGUUCCCCCUCUCUCCUCAACGCAGUGCACGCUGGAGGACAAAGGUACUGGCACACCUCGUUUCGUCCGCUGCACGUCCUACAGCUUCCCUGUGGAAGCUCAGUCAGCUCAGAAGAGUCAUCUCCCACUGGGUGCUAUCGUGUGUCCGCUGGCCAGGCCAGAAAAUGGAGAACGUGAUGUUCCAGUUUGUGAGGCGGGAGAUUGUGUUAAGGGCUGUGUGCACUGCGGGGCCUUCAUGAGCCCUGCUAUGAGCUGGCAGGACUGCGGGCAAAGAUUCUACUGCCCUUUCUGCGACAAACUCAAUGAAGUGCCAUGGCAGUCCUAUCAGCCCACUAAUCAUGGUCAUCGCGUGGACUGCGGAAAAAAACCUGAGCUCAGUCUCGGCUCGUAUGAGAUCCUGGAAAAACAAACGGGUAAAGCUGCUGUGUUGCUGUUAGCGAUAGAUGUGUCUGCCAGUGCGAUGAGAACGAGGCAGUUAGACCGCAUUUGCAAGCAGAUUUGUUCUCAGUUGCAAGCUUUAAAUGGGCCUGAAGAAACUAUUAGAUCAGAUCUUCGAGUGGGUUUGAUGACCUAUGACAGCCGGAUCCAUCUGUAUAACCUGAGUCCAGCUCUGUCCCGCCCUCACAUGAUGGUCAUCACUGACUGUGAGGAGCUGGAACUUCCUGUGGUGGAGGGCCUUCUGGUGCCACUGAAAGACUGCAGACACAUUCUUGAGAGGGUUCUACAGGAGAUUUCGCUUUUCAACCCUGAAUCGGAUAGAUCUGGCUCACAUGAGCUUUCUGUUUCUGCAGGGCUGAAGAUUCUUCAGGAUGCAGCGUCUCCAGGCAAAUUAUUGAUCUUUCAUUCCUCACCUGUUUCUGAAGGCUCAAAUCAGAAAAGCUCCUCUGGUCUCUUUAGCUCUAGCAAAGCGAAGUCCAUCUUCCAAGGACCAGAUUCUACGAUCUCACUGGCUAAACAAUGUGUCAAUCACGGCUGCAGCGUGCACAUUUUUGUGUUCUCCCAUCAAGAAGUAGGCGGAGCUUGGCCAGGCCACAUCCCCUAUCUCACAGGGGGCGGUCUCAUCUGCUAUAAUAGUCUGCAGUCGGAGAUGGAACAGGAACGCUUCCGAGCUGAUCUGAGCAGAUGUGUAAAUAUGCAGAUGGCCUUCAAAGUUCAGCUCAGAGUUUUUGUCAGUAAAGAGAUGCGCAUAUCUGGUUGCUAUGGCUCCUUCAUCGCCGGUCCUGACUCCUGCUGUGUUGCCAUGGCAGCGCUUGAUUGGCGCACAGCUCUGGCAUUUGAGUUCACUCACAACAAAUCUUUGGAUGAAACGAGGGGCGUAGCCAUACAGUUUGCGCUGUCAUACAGUAGCUCCUCCGGAGAGAACAGGACGAGGAUACACACUGUUAUUCUGUCUGCUUCCCGUCAACCACUAGACGCUUUUAGAAGCAGCCAGGCAGAGACCCUCCUCACAUUCUACUGCAAGAAAAUGUACACGUUGGCCCUGGAGAGUUCGCUGCAGUCCCUGCGUGAGGAGUUACAGACGGAGGUUACUGAGAUGUUGGCUUGCUUCAGGAAACAAAGCUGCACUACCUCUGUGUCCCCAGGACAGCUGGUGCUGCCUCAGUUUCUGAAAGCCGUACCUGUCUACGUUAACAGUCUGCGCAAAAGCGAGGUGCUGCUGCCUGGGCUGCGGAGCUCUGUACAUCAGCGUCUGCAGCUGCGUAGCCUCAUUGUCUCCAUGGACACGCUGAGCACAGCUUCUCAGUUCUACCCACUUAUUCUGCCACUGUCUGUCUCUCCUGAUAAUGCCAACACGCCAUCAUUAGGGGAAGCCGUGCGCUGUACUGUCUCUAGUCUGGAUCCAGGGGGUCUGUAUCUGAUCUCCUGCCCACUGGCACUGCUCCUUUGGGUGGGCAGCUGUGUGCCUCCUCACACUCUUCUCCAGCUUCUCAACACCAACUCCUUCUCCUACCUCACAUCUGGAGAGAUCAAACUUCCCGAGCUUGAGAACCCACUCUCCAUCAGCACCAGAGCUCUCAUACGCUCUCUGCAGUCCUCGGCAGCUGUUACUCUUCAGCUAAAACUGGUGCGGGAGGGUGACAGCUGUGAGGAGUCUCUACAGCGCCUCCUGGUGGAGGACAAGAGUCCUAACGGUGGAGCUUCCUACGCUGACUUCCUCUUUCACCUUCAUGUCAAUGCGUUGCGUCUUAUUGUGUGACAGUGUCUUCUCGUAGACAAGGCUGUGGAAUAUUUGUCCUUCGUGAUAGUCCAGUACCGAUGCAGAUGACCUUUUUUCUUCGAUAGCCAUUGCUUUCUGGAUUUGCCAUACAUUUACCUCUGAAAUAUUUACAUUUUACAACUUUAGUAAAUGCAAAUUCGAUGUGACCAGCUUGUUUUAGGAGAAAUGUUGAAUACUAAGAUUAGUCCUUUAAUUUUCAAGGGCUCAGAAUGACUGAAUACUGUUUGAACUCCCAUCAAAGACUCAGUGAUUAAUGAUUCUCUAUUUGAAGUGUGUGUGUGUGUGUGUGUGUGUGUGUGUGUGCGCAUUUGGUCCUAGACACGGUUUUGAUUUUAACAUUUGCUCUUGUGUCAUGAAUAUUGCACUCUGAAUUGAAUUCAUGAAUUUGGCCAGAUGGCAGUGGAGUGCACGUUAAUAUUUUUCAAGCAAUAAUAUAUGCAUUGAAUUUUUGGUCUCAUUGCAUCUCAGUAUUUAAUGUCUUGUUUUUUCAAAGGGCCAUCAUCAGCAUGUGGACCUAACACUUUACAGUUUUAAUCAUUUAAUCAUUUUGUAUGAAGAAAAUACUUUUCUCUCCAAUAAUGAAUAAACAACUGUAAAUGUG